Molecule: messenger RNA, 11350 nt
Organism: Monomorium pharaonis (pharaoh ant)
Lineage: Eukaryota; Metazoa; Arthropoda; Insecta; Hymenoptera; Formicidae
Gene: Nf1
Product: neurofibromin
Exons: 25
Coding region: 135-8387 (2750 amino acids)
Biological process (GO): regulation of GTPase activity
Source: RefSeq, a predicted model, not a curated record
UCGGGGGUGAUUCGUAGAUCUGCGGUGAUGGUCGUUCAGUCAACGUUCGUAAAUGAUGACGUAAGGUCGCGGCUCGUACCGAGCUGGCGAUUCGUGGUACGUGGUAACGGCCUGUCAGUGAACCUCGAACGGAGAUGGGGACGCAAAAGCCCGGGGAGUGGGCGAAUUUGGUGCUCGCGCGGUUCGAGGAUCAGCUGCCGUGUCGUUCCGGUCCCGAAAGUCCCCAUUCUCACGUGAACGAAAAGACGAGUAAGAAAUGCCUGAUAGAGAUCUCCCGGUACCGUUUUUCCUUCAUUAUAUCUGGCCUUACGAAGAUGCUGCAGCGAGUCAACGAGCUGACCCCAAGUACGAGUAGUCAGCGACCAUUCCAGCCCAAGGAUCAGGACCGACAGGAGUCUGUCAUCAUCGUUCUAGACACGUUGGAGAAAUGUCUAGCGAACACGCCGAAGGACACGACCAAAUUCGAGGAGGCGAUGAACGUCAAGUUGCUACUUCGGGAGAUAUGUCAAUUUAUAGGCAUGCCGUAUGACAGUCCGCAGACGAAAAUGAUAAGAGAUUUAGCGAGCAAAGUGCUGUUUGCUUUAAGCUUAAAUUUCUUCAACGCGGUUUUUAAUCGGAUAUCGGCCAGACUUCAGGAACUGUCCAACAGCGGAGACGAGAAUCCAGACUGCAGCGACAUCGAGCUGAUGCAGUAUAUCAAUGCCGAUGUCCACAGAUUGACCAGGCUUUUAAACGAAAUUAUACAGAAAGUCCGGCAACUGAUCGGCAAGAAGUCGGCAUAUCUCGUGCUCAUGAAUCCCCUGGAGAAAGCGAUCUGGAACUGGAUGGACACGUAUCCACAGGAGUUUGCUGAGAUGCAGAAACAGCCUAACGAGAAUCUCAGUAAGGCGUGCGAGGAAUUGUUCGAUAUUCUCGACACUUUCGUCGUUGAGAAGAAGAGUCGCGCGGCCUCUGUUUGGCCGUUACAGAUGAUGCUGCUGAUACUCUCGCCCAAGGUCCUGGAAAUCGUAAACGCUGACUCUGGGCCACCCGAUUCGCCACGAUAUUCGAGAAAAAAGCAAUUCAUUGACAGCGUGAAGCGCAGCCUGAGAACACACAGCAGCUCCUCUAGUCGCCAACUGUCCGAGGCUGCAGCUGUCACGUGUGUUAAUCUUACCAAAGCGGCUACGUAUGUCAACAAGGCCGAAUCUAGCAACAACGUCGUCCUAACCUUAGUGCAGCAGCUGAUGGAUGAUCUGAUGAGUCUUCUCUUCAAUCCCUCAAAACCAUUUUCACGCGGACAGAAUUAUAGCGCACAAGACAUCGAUCUGAUGAUUGAUUCCUUUGUCAGCUCUUUCCGUAUUAAUCCACAUAACAACGAAGUUUUUAAGUUUUGUUUGAAUGUCAACUACCCAUCAACGUACCAGUUUGUCCUAGUCAGCUCAUUAUACAAAAUCUUUACGCAACCGAGAUUACCAUGGUGGCCGGAAAUUAGUCUUGUGUAUUCGUAUGGCACAGAACUCAGGAAUAUGUUUACCGAUACUCUGAACAAGGUGACACAGAACUGCAUGUGGAAUACGCCGUUGCGCAUGAUUCACAAUUUUGCUCUCAAGCCUAAAGAAGAGAUGAUAAAUUCAAAAAAUCUGUUAUUGGUGAUGGUGCGACUCAUUCACGUGGAUCCUAUGUUAAUGUUACACAGCUACGGCACAGCUGGCCACGAAAUACAAAGGUCCACUUUAGAGUUGAUUAAUGGACUUGUCUCGUUAGUCCAUCAACCUACGAUGCCGGACAUCGCCCAUGAAGCGAUGGAGGCAUUGCUAGUGCUACAUCAUCCAGACAAAGUUAAAGCGUGGAAUCCAGAAGCGCCGCUCGAUACUUUUUGGGACGCUAGCUCACAAGUCGUAUUCUCAAUUUCCCAGAAACUAAUUCAACAUCAAAUUAUCAAUUACACGACUAUACUCAAAUGGCUUCGCGAAAUACUCAGUUGCAGGAAUGCCUUCCUUUCUCAGUAUAAAGAUUACGCGAAUGUAAACAGCCAUAUAGCGAUCAGUAAACAAGCACAUAUUAAACUUGAGGUCGUGUGCUUGAUAUAUUUAUGGAGUAUAGAUAUGGAGGCUGUUUUAGUAUCCAUGUCAUGUUUUGCAUUAUUAUGUGAAGAAGCAGAAAUUCUUUGUGGCAGCGACGAAGUAGCGGUGACUUGUCUUCUUCCAAAUUAUCACUUGUAUUUAGAAUUGGCGCAAGCUUCGACUGUAUUAAUUUCUGCCCACGAGGAGACUAGGCUAUGCUAUCAGGAAUAUAAUCAUGGGCGUGCUACAUUACAAAAGAAAAUAUUAUCUUUGUUGAGAAAGAUAGAACAUUGCGUGAACGGUAUACAACCAGCUUGGGAAGAAACCUUUAGAAAUUGGGAAGCAACUUCGCGGCAGUUAUCGAGUUAUCCUAAAAGCAAGACCGAAGAUGUGCAGGUAGAGCCGUUUUGUCGCGGCAAUGUAAAACGGAGAGCUGCGCAUCAGAAUUCAGAACAUGAAGUGGAAGAGCAAAUUAACGAGUGGGCCAACAUGACAGGAUUUCUCUGCGCUCUUGGCGGAGUAUGCUUACAACGUCGUUCACCUAAUAGACCAUAUGGCGUGUUUUCUUUCAAUCCCGAUAAGAAAGGCUUGCCAAAACAGCAGGACUCUGUCUCAAGUUUAAUAAAUUGCAAUCAAGAAACGCAAUAUUGCCCAGUGACACAAUUCGUAUACAAUUUAUUACGGUUAUUAAUCUGUAAUAAUGAGAAACUUGGCAAUCAAAUACAGAAACAUGUAAAAGAGUUAGUUGCACAUGAGAUGAGUCCUGCCCUAUAUCCAUUAUUGUUCGAUCAGAUAAAAAAUUUCGUCGAGAAAUUUUUCGAUCCACGUAGUGGACACGUAGUAGUAUCGGAUUUAAAUACGCAGUUUAUUGAACAUACCAUAUUUAUAAUGAAAAACAUUCUGGACUCAAAGACGGAUCAACCGGAAUAUCUCGGAGUGACCAGCAUCGAAGGCAUGAUGUUGGCGAUUGUUAGAUAUGUCAGGCAUUUAGACAUGACUGUGCAUUCGAUUUGUAUUAAAACUAAAUUAUGCCAGCUGGUUGAAGCUAUGAUGAAAAGACGAGACGAUUUAGCAUUUAGACAAGAAUUAAAAUUUCGCAACAAACUAGUUGAAUAUUUGACCGAGUGGGUAAUGUGCACGCAUCCUUUUUCUUCAACAAUUGUUAAUGAUCUCACAGCUUACACCAGAGAUUUAGAUCAAGCUUGCAUGGAAGCUGUAGGAGCAUUAUUGCGCGGUCUUCCUCUUCAACCUGAAGAUUCUGACCGUGUUGAUUUGAUGGAAGCAAAGUCUGAACUUUUUUCGAAAUAUUUCACGCUCUUUAUGAAUUUAAUAAAUUACUGCAACAAUCAUCAUACCGAACAAUCGUCAUCAUCGGAGGAUAAGGAUGUUGUGUCUCGACAAUCGCCUACUUUAACGACCAGCAAGUUAGCUACUUUGCGCAACACCACUAUUCAAGCUAUGAGUAAUCUUCUCAGCGCGAAUAUAGACAGUGGCCUUCAGCACUCGAUACAUUUGGGUUACAACGCAGAUCUUCAGACACGAGCCGCAUUUAUGGAAGUGUUGACUAAAAUUCUUCAGCAAGGAACGGAGUUUGAUACUCUUGCCGAGACUGUCCUGGCGGACAGAUACGAACAAUUAGUUGAACUUGUUACAAUGAUCAGUGAUAAAGGCGAAUUGCCUAUCGCCAUGGCAUUGGCUAAUGUAGUAACGACGAAUCAAAUGGAUGAACUAACGCGUGUCUUUGUGACGCUGUUCGACGCGAGGCAUUUGUUAUGGAAUCUGUUAUGGAACAUGCUUUACCGAGAGGUCGAGCUAACCGAUUGUAUACAGACUCUUUUUCGCGGCAAUACUCUGGGAAGUAAGAUCAUGUCUUUCUGCUUUAAAAUUUAUGGUACUAGCUACUUGCAAGGCUUGCUCGAGCCACUCAUCAAACCCUUACUGGACGAGUCAACAAUUAGUUUCGAAGUAGAUAGCGCAAGGAUUGACCCUAAUGAAAAUAUUGAACAAAACGGCGAAAACUUAAUCAUGUUGACACAAAAAGUGUUCAAUGCUAUCGUAUCAUCGGCAGAUAAGUUUCCUCCACAACUACGCUCGAUGUGUCACUGCCUGUUUCAAGUAUUGUGCAAAAGAUUUCCGCAAUCUCCGCAGAGUAACAUUGUGGCCGUAGGGACAGUGAUAUUUCUACGUUUCAUUAAUCCUGCUAUUGUUUCACCUCAAGAGAUGAGUAUCGUAAAUAAACCGGUACCAUAUGAAGUCAAACGAGGCCUCAUGCUUAUGUCAAAGAUAUUACAGAAUAUUGCCAAUCAUGUAGAAUUCAGCAAGGAGCAGCAUAUGUUGCCUUUCAACGAUUUUUUAAGAACGCACUUUGAGAUUGGUCGACGGUUUAUCAUACAGAUAGCAUCGGAUUGCGAAACGCUUGAUGAAACCAGCCAUCCUAUGUCAUUCGUUUCGGACGCCAAUGUCUUGGCGUUGCAUAGGUUGUUGUGGAACCAUCAAGAAAAAAUCGGAGAUUAUCUUAGUAGUAGUAGAGACCACAAAGCUGUCGGAAGGAGACCAUUUGACAAAAUGGCUACAUUAUUAGCGUAUCUUGGUCCACCCGAGCAUAAACCGAUGGAUUCCCACUCGCUUUUUUCAACUACUUACGUUCGCAUGUCGCGAUGGGCGAACAAAGACAUGUCGUCAACUAAUUUUGAAGAGAUCAUGAUGAAGCAUAAUAUGCACGAAAGAGAAGAAUUUAAAAGCAUUCAGAAUAUGAAUAUUUUUUAUCAAGCAGGCACCAGCAAGCUAGGCUAUCCAGUAUUUUACUACAUUUCACGACGGUUCAAACUUGGUGAAACGAACGGCGACCUACUCAUAUAUCAUGUUAUUCUAACUUUAAAACCCUUCUAUCACUCUUCAUAUGACGUAGUCGUCGAUCUCACUCAUACAUGUUCAGAUAAUCGAUUUAGGACAGAAUUUUUGCAAAAGUGGUUUUAUGUUUUACCUGAGGCAGCCUAUGAAAAUCUUCACGCAGUAUAUAUUUACAAUUGUAACAACUGGGUACGCGAGUACACAAAGUAUCACGAUAGUAUUUUAGCACCAUUGAAAGGUAAUCGAAAAAUUGUUUUCAUUGAUGGCCAAGGAAAAUUAAACGAUGUGAUCGAUGUGGAACAACAAAAGUUACCCGGUGCGACAUUAUCCCUGGAUGAAGACUUGAAAGUCUUUACUGGAGUUUUGAAAUUAUCUCAUAAAGAAAUGCGAGUAUCAAUAAAGAUCGGACCAACGACACUGCAGAUAACGCAUACGGAUAGAUCUAAAGUAUUAUCGCAAUCUGUUCUCUUAAAUGAUGUCUAUUAUGCAUCUGAGAUAGAAGAAGUUUGUCUGGUUGACGAUAAUUCAUUCGUGUUGACCAUUUCCAACGAAGCGGGACCUCUGACUUUCGCCCACAGCGAUUGCGACAGCAUCGUGCAAAAUAUAAUUCACAUUAGAAAUCGUUGGGUACUAUCGCAGCCGGACUCUAUGUCCAUUCACGCGAAAAUUAGACCUAAAGACGUGCCCGGUACCUUAUUGAAUAUGGCCUUAUUGAAUCUCGGCAGUCCCGAUCCCAAUCUUCGGACUGCCGCUUACAAUCACCUAUGCGCGCUCACGGCGACGUUUGGCCUGAAAAUAGAGGAUCAAUUAUUGGAGACGUCUGGUAUCUGUAUACCAUCGAAUAACACCAUAUUCAUUAAGCAUUUAAGUGAAACUUUGGCAGCGAAUGAUCCGCAUCUUACUCUCGAGUUUCUUAAAGAAUGCAUACAAGGCUUCAAGGCAUCGACUAUUGAGCUAAAACAUUUAUGUCUUGAAUACAUGACGCCAUGGCUCAGCAAUCUCGUGCGAUUUUAUAAACCCCAUGACGAAGGUGGUAAGCGGCAGAAACAAGUCACAGCGAUCCUGGAAGAUUUGACUUCGUUGACUAUCAAUGAGAUCGAAAUGUAUCCGAGUAUACAAGCUAAGAUCUGGAGCACAAUUGGCAUGCUGCCGGAAUUGAUAGACGUUGUUUUAGAUAUUUUUAUUCAGCGUAGCUCGCAUCAUGGCUUAGGAUCGGUGGCUGAGAUCAUGGCGGAUACCGCGGUCGCUUUGGCGUCCGGUAACGUGCAAUUGGUCGCCAAGAAAUUAAUCAACAAAGUAUGUCGCUCAGUGGAAAAGACAUGUACGUCGCCGACGUCACAGUUAGAGCUACAUGUAAUGUGGAGUGACAUAGCGAUCCUGGUGAGAUAUCUUCUGAUGUUAUCCUUUAAUAAUUGCUUGGAUGUAGGAAAACAUUUGCCGUACAUCUUUCACACGGUGACAUUGCUUGUGUGUACCGGCAAUUUGACUAUGCGAGCUUCCAUCCAUGGUUUGGUGAUCAACAGUAUUCAUUCAUUGUGCACAUGCAGCUCGCCUUCGUUUUCCGAAGAUACACAUAGGAUAUUACGUAUGAGCUUAGAUGAGUUCUCAUUGCCGAAAUUUUAUUUGUUAUUCGGCAUCAACAAGGUGAAAUCCGCCGCUGAUACGGCUUUCUACAAACACUCGAAAGCCGGCUGUAAACACGCGAAUGAAAAAUGGCUUAAUAGCGAGAGAAGCGCGUACGGGACGCAGGACAAGGAGAGAUUUUAUUUAACCAGUUUAGAAAUUAUAACUGACGCUCUUCUGGAGAUUAUGGAAGCUUGCAUGCGGGAUAUUCUGAAGUGUGAUUGGUUAAAAACUUGGACCUCAUUAGCGAAGAACUUUGCUUUCUGUUUGAAUCCAGCUUUGCAGCCGAGGGCGCUCAUUGUCUUCGGUUGUAUCAGUAAAAGUAUAACAGAUCAAGAUAUGAGGCAACUACUGACGAUUCUGAUGAAGGCACUCGAAAGUUUUAACGAUAUUAAUCUUAUAGAAGCUAUUGUUAUGUGCUUGACACGACUGCAGCCUCUUCUAAGACCUGAAUCGCCAAUACAUAGGUAUUUAUUCUGGGUUGCCACAUCGGUUCUCGAGUUAGACGAAGCUUCAUUAUAUGCAUCCGGCCUAGCUCUUCUAGAGCAGAACUUGCACACACUUGACUCGCAGGGCACUUUCGACGAAAAGACUUUAGAAUACGUAAUGAUGUCAACGCGUGAACCUUUGGAAUGUCAGUUUAAACAAUUAGAUCAUACCGUGGGUUUAUCUUUCAAGUCUAAUUUUCAUUUCGCGUUGGUUGGUCAUCUCUUGAAAGGCUACAGACAUCCUACGCCAACUACAAUUACUAGGACGGUUAGAGUGUUGACUAUGUUGCUGGCAAUCGUGGCUAAACCCUCUAAAAGGGACAAAUUCGAAGUAACACCUGAGAGUGUGCCUUAUUUGACCUCAUUGGUGUCUGUAUCAGAAGAAGUUCGUAGCAGGUGCCAUAUUCGACAUUCGCUUGACAAAAAUUUGCAUGAUUCAUCAAGCAGUUCGGAUGUUCUUGAUACUUUACCAUCGCGCAACACGGAUAUGCCUUCUAAUCCUACGAGUAGACGACAGAAGACUUGGGAUUUAUUGGAUCAAUCGGCACUUAUUCAAGCAAAACAACAAAAACAAUCUGCGCAGACCGGCCGGCUUUUAUUUAAAUCGCAGCGAUCCUUGAGCGUACCGAGCGCAAAAGACGACAAGUUGGCGGACAACGCAGAGCAACAGAGAGAUCGUAGUACGAGAGUGAGCCUAAGUAACGAAAACAACGUCUUACUCGACCCGGAAGUGUUAACGGACUUUUCAACACAGACUUUGGUGCUAACCAUGCUAGCCACAUUGGUGAAGUAUUCCACCAAUGAAAAUGAAACGCGGAUUCUUUAUGAGUAUCUGGCGGAAGCGACUAUAGUUUUUCCAAAAGUUUUUCCAGUUGUACACAAUUUGCUUGACGCGAAGAUCAAUAGCGUAUUGUCUUCCUGUCAUGACCAAGCGAUACUGAAUGCGGUUCAAACAAUCAUACAGAACAUGAUAGCCUGCGAAGACACAAAUCAACAACAUCAUUUGCAACACUAUUUGCAAAGCUGCGGAUUUCGCGGUCUUUGGAGGUUCGCGGGGCCUUACACAAACUCUAACUGUACGCCCGAGAGUGCCGAAUUAUUUGUGAAUUGUCUGAAGGCAAUGGUAGAAAUGUGUUUGACGAUGCAAGAUAGUAAAGAGAUUGUUAGCCGAAAGAGUAAACGAACCGGUAAUUGUCAAUCAGAUUUUGCGUCGAAAACGAGACCACCUGUUGGAAUUGUUCAAGAACAAUCUCGUACAUCAACGGAGAUUGGUGUUUCUUCUGUUCAUGUGGAUCGUAUGGAUGGUAAACGAGUCGAUUCUGUUGAUGUGAGUCAAACUGAGAACACAGGUGGCGGUAAUGAUAGCGGGUCACAACCCUAGCAAUUAAUUUGUGGUACUGACAGGCAGUGUGAUAAAGAUGUGCAUAAAAAACAAAAUAAUCGAAAGUUGCAACGGCAGACGAGGUGUGUGAAUUCUAAAUAAUCACAAUUGUAAAUAUAGAACGUCGCACAUUUUUAUCCCGUGUUGUUGCUGCAACCUGGCCAGUCAGUUUAGUACAAUGCCGUCCGCAUCACGAUAAUGAAAAUCUAUAGAAGAAGAAGUCAACGAAAGCUAUGUUUACCGAAGAACAUUACUUUAUUUCUAUUAGCGAUACGUGCCGACAAUUUUGCAUUCUUUUUAAGCUUGUGAUUAUUUUAUUAAUCAAUCGUACAAAACUUGCUGCCUCAAUGUAACAGUUUUGCUAGAAAGAUUUAAGUGAAUAUGAUCAGUAUAUAUAUUGUAAAUAUUUUUACAACAAACUUAAACUUAUGUUGUGAACAUACAUUCUCCUCGCUGUAUAUUGUAAAAUCAGACUUCAGCGAAUUACAUUUCGUCAUAAUUUAGCUCUCGUGGAUAGAAAUUGACUUACGAUAUACGGAGUCAAUUUUGACAUAGAAAAGAAAUUUGAAUUUGAUUAACAACGAGUAUUGUAUAUGUUCGAUAAUUUCCUUGUGAUUACAUAAUUUAUUGACUGAUUCUACCGUGGUUGCAAUACAAUACAUAUACAGAACCUCAGUGGUCCAUAGAGAACCAACUACAUACACGCAAAAGAGUAGAUAAAUAUAAAAAUUUAUCAAGUAUUAUUCGCAAUUUUUCGUUUUAUAGAAAUAUGUAUUAACGCUUCUUAAAUACCGCAGGAGAAUAAAUCUUCGAUAUUUUUAAGUAAUUAAUUGUAAAAUAUUACUAUAAAUAACUUCUACUUAUAAAAAAAUCUCCGUUGGUCCUCUAAGGUCCUAGAAGUGCAGUUGGACUAGACAUAACUUUCUACGCAGGGGGACCGCUUGUUCCUCGUAUGCCGUUGCAAAUAGAUCUCAACAUUGUAAAGAUAAUCUGGACCAGUGGCGCCUGUGUCGUUUCAAGGCGUUCGAAGCCGCAGGACGAAUAAUUUUUAGAUUUAUCAAGAGAAACACCAAUGUACAAGUGUACAUGUCUACUACUUAUUAAAGUAUAAAGCGAGACCAAGCGAUAUCUUCUCCGUACUGUAACGUAAGCCAGAAUAUUUUAGUAAUAAGGAGGAAGAAAUGAAAGAAUAUAGCGAAUGUAAAUCGAUCUCGCACUUGUGCAACAAUGAGUACCAAGUGCCAGAGAUCGCGUUAAUAUAGUAUUUUAACGUACGCGUAUCGCGAAUACUCGCCCAUUCUAUUUUUAAAAAAAUCUCAUUUAUUUAUAUUAUAUAAACUUUUUUGACGCCAUAGUAAGUGUGACAUAUAUAGCUAAUGAAAUGAGAUUAAGAAAGGUAGAAAAUGAUAUUUUUGUGCGGUUAUGCGGAAUGAAUAGCAACUUCUCAACGGCACUAGAGUGAUUGUGAGUGUUUGAAAGAUGUGUUUGUACAUAGUGCGUUAUAUAAUGUUUAUACAAUCGUGACGACUUUGUAAGUUGAUUUUGUUCGUCUGUAUUUUUAGAAAAGUUUUUAGAGAUGCACAACGCGUCAUAGAAAAUUGAUGAAAUUUCCUAAUUAAUCUGUUGAUUUUUAUAUACAUAGAACUUUUUCUGAGCUUGUACUUAAUAUGAAUGAAUUUACGUUCAAGUCAUUAAUUAUUAUUACAUAAGCUUUGAUGAAGCUAAGAAUAAUUUUAUUAAACAUUUAUGUGCGCUAGUCAUAUUUUAAAAUAUCAGAGAAAGCUCGAAAUAACUUUUUUAUAAUAUUUUUUUUAUAUGUAUGGCCUGUUUUUUUCAGAUGAACUUGUAUAGUUCAUUCAUUCCUUUUUUUCCAUAUUGGAGAAUAAAAGAGGUAAAGGUGCAAAAAAAUUCAUCUGAAGAGAAUAGACCUAUAGAUUUUAUUCCUAUUGAAUUUUUUUAUAAACUUUGUCAGAUUCGUAAACACCAUGACAUAUUUAGGCUGAUUAAUGAUUUAUUCAUUGCAUACUGAUUCGGUCAUAAAGAGCUGAUUUUAUUCAUGCAGUUUCAAAUUUAUCGUCUGUAACUGCAUCUGUGUUACCUGACCUUGUUGUUUUUUUACCAAAGGUGCAUCAUCCCUAAGUUAGGCGAGGCAAUUAAUUUGUUAACAAUUAAAUACGUAUUAAUUAAGAGAUAUCGUAAUUGGUUUACAUGCAUCCUGUAUAACAAACUUGUUUAUUUCAGUUUGGUAUUUUUCUUUUGGACUUCGUGUUUUCACGAUAUUCCUAGAGCGUGUUACUAUGAUGAAUUUGUAAAUAGUAAAAUUUUAGUGUGUAAAGAUUGAUGAACAACGAGCUGUACGUCGGACUAGCAAGCGUUCGUUUAUACAUAAAAAAAUCUACACGCACAUUUUUCUAGCCUUCACAUAGAGCAGUUUACAAUUAGUUAAAAAAAAUUGUAGGAGAUUGUCAAUUUUUUAAUCGUGUGUAAAUUUCGUAUUGAAUAUUUUUUCACUAUAACUUGGAUUUAAUGCCGAAUUAAUUUUAUUUUGAGCAGUUUUAUUGGUACUACACUUGAAUGCAUAUUUUAACAUGUAGUCGAAUAUAUGGUUGACUUACCAUACUGUUAUAUACUUUUGUACAGGAGUUAUGUGACACUAUCGGAUAGAGUACACGCGCGUCCGACAGUAUUGUAUGCAUUGUGUGCGAGCCAAGAGUGCGUAUAUGAGCGCGUAAAACGUAAUGAUAUUUAUUUAGCGAACGUGAUACGCGCACCAGAUAGUUAAAUGUACGAGUUAAAUAGCUCUGUGAACCUUCGAUUCUCACGGUUGUCAUUAAGCGUAUUAUUUUUCUCUCAAUUGAAUCUCUUCACGACGUGAUUAUAUUGGGCCUUUCUACAAAUGCAAUGAAAUAAUUUUUUGUGUAAAUAUGUCCACAAGAUUAAAAUGCUGUUUGUUAAACUAUUAA